Cyprinodon tularosa is the source of this 1567-nucleotide messenger RNA. RefSeq names its product NOP2/Sun RNA methyltransferase 4 (gene nsun4). The record is from RefSeq and is a predicted model, not a curated record. The transcript has 8 exons. Gene Ontology annotation, molecular function: methyltransferase activity. NCBI's taxonomy places the organism in Eukaryota, Metazoa, Chordata, Actinopteri, Cyprinodontiformes, Cyprinodontidae. The coding region runs from base 69 to 1292 and encodes 407 amino acids. Gene Ontology annotation, biological process: rRNA methylation. Gene Ontology annotation, cellular component: mitochondrial large ribosomal subunit.
GUACAGCGGAACUGUUUCUUUGGAGGACGAAGAGGGAACCGGAGGAAAACGCUGUUGCACACUUCGUGAUGGCGCUCUUCCUGGAGACCUCAACAGUUUUACUGAGGAGAAUUAAAGACAUUAGACCGUUCACGGCCAAACGACACCGAGUUAAAGGCAAAUGGGCUACCACACUUCCCAAACAUCCUCCCACCAGACUGGCCCUUCAGCACUUUGAUGCCACCUACAGCGCCCAGCUCGGGGACCUGUGGCCCUCAGUCCGAGUGGCCCUGCUGUCAGAGCGGAAGUACGGAGCCCUCCUCAAUAAUUUCUGUCAUAAUCCAGAUCUGGAGGAACUUCAGGCUCAGGGCUGCAGAGACUUCAUUAACAGUGGAGAGGCUAACCGCUCCUACCUCAUGUUUUCCUCAGCAUCCUUCAAACAGGGCUCUGAUUUAGGAGCUGAGGAAGACUCCAGCAGGGUGUCUACAGUGACUGAUGAAGAGGAGGAGAAGGUGGAGUCUCCUGUGAGGCUCAGUCCCAACAUAAAGUGUUUGGUGUUUCCUAGAGGAGAUGUCACACGGUUUAAGCCUGCGAGGCCAGACAAGUUUGGACUGUUGAGCUACUACCUGAUGGACGCGGCGUCCGUACUGCCUUCUCUGGCGCUGGACGUCCAGGCGAAUCACACGGUUCUGGAUCUCUGCGCCGCUCCUGGUGGAAAGGCCCUGGCUUUGCUACAGACGCAGUCAGCCAGGUUUCUGUGCUUAAAUGACUCGUCUGUGUCGCAGACGUCGCGGUUAAAGAGGGUCCUGCACAGCUACGCUCCCAAAGAGCUUCUCACCGACGACAAGCUGCGCAUCACCUCUGUUGACGGCACCAUGUGGGGCGAGAUCGAACGGAACUCCUUCGACAGGGUUCUUGUCGACGUUCCCUGCACUACAGACAGACAUUCGCUCAUGGAGGACGACAACAACAUGUUCAGCAGGAGCCGAGUCGGAGAAAGGCGGAGCCUGCCUCGGCUGCAGGAGGAGCUUCUGCUGGCGGGAAUCAUAGCUGCUUGUCCUGGAGGCGAGGUUCUGUACUCCACCUGCACCCUCUGUCCCAGCCAGAACCUGGGCGUGGUGGAGCGAGCCGUCCAGCUAGCGGAGGAGAACCACGGCAUCCGGCUGCAGGUGGUCAGUCUCAGACCUCUGGUGCGGAUGUUCCGGAACACUUUUCACUUUGCUCCUGACCUCCACCUGGGUGAGAUGGUCGUCCCGCACCUGGCCGCUAACUUUGGACCCAUUUACAUGUGCAAGAUAAGGAGACUCACGUAAACGUUUAGAUAAGAUGCAAGGACACAGAUUUUAUACUGUCAGUUGUUGUGGCCAUUUAUGCCAAAUAUUUAUUUAUACCACUUCAGUUUUUGUGGUAUGUAAAAUAUAUUUUUAUGUUAAUUUAGAAACAUUUUUUAUAAUUUUUUUAUAUUUGGAAUAGUUUAGGUUCUGAAUUGUUAAACCCUUCCAUUAAUUUGAGUGAUUAAGAGCAGACCGGUGCUGAUGGAUGGGUCGGUUAAUGUCUGGUGCGGACUGGAGGGUUUUGAAAAAUUAUU